AUCGAUUUCCAUCUCGUUCCACCGAGAUAAAUACCACAUGCAAUCUCAAAUCCUACCCAUCUCUGAGACUCCCCCUUCUUCCACUUCUUCUUCUUCUUCAUCUUCUCCUUCGACUAUGGGGACGAAGUCAAUGUUGUUUAGAGAACGUGGUAAUCAGGGUCGUUUUCUUUUCCUCUCCUCGAUGUUGUUUGGAGGCGAGAAAGCCAUGGAGAAAAGACCUCUGCUCUCCCGAGCUUCCAGUACCAAUACCAAUAGCAACCGCAACAACAUGAAACUACAGGAGCAGAGGAGGCGGAGGGUCAAUAGCGACUCGUCUCUUUCCUCUCUUCCUUCUAUCCCUCCCCGUCAAUAUUCAUUGAAGAGGGACGUUGGGCACGCUGCUGCCGAGACCUAUUUGCUUACUCGCCUUAGCUUCAAGCUCUUACGCUAUCUGGGGGUAGGUUACAGAUGGAUCACAAAAUUUCUUGCCCUUGGAUUUUAUGCUAUGCUACUUUUCCCAGGUUUUGUCAAAGUUGGAUAUUACUAUUUCUUUUCAAGUCAGGUCCGUCGAAGUGUAGUUUAUGGGGAUCAACCAAGAAAUAGGCUUGAUCUGUAUUUACCCGUAAAUAGUAAUGGGCCAAAGCCAGUUGUGGCAUUUGUAACUGGUGGAGCCUGGAUAAUUGGGUACAAAGCAUGGGGUUCCCUUUUAGGACAACAGUUGGCAGAAAGAGAAAUCAUUGUGGCAUGCAUAGAUUACAGAAAUUUUCCUCAGGGAACCAUCAGUGAUAUGGUGAAUGAUGCUUCUCAAGGAAUAUCGUUUGUCUGCAACAAGAUUGCUGAAUAUGGAGGUGAUCCUAACAGGAUCUAUUUAAUGGGGCAAUCAGCUGGUGCACAUAUUUCUGCUUGUGCACUCUUGGAUCAGGCCAUCAAAGAAUCCAGGGAAAAAGAAAGUGUCUCUUGGAGUGUUUCCCAGAUAAAAGCUUAUUUUGGUAUAUCUGGAGGGUACAAUUUAAUUGACUUAGUGGACCACUUCCAUGGACGAGGUCUGUACCGUUCCAUCUUUCUCAGUAUAAUGGAAGGAGAGGAAUCUCUACGAAGAGUUUCUCCUGAAGUAAUGGUACAGGACCUAAGCAUUAGAGAUGCAGUUUCUCUCUUGCCUCCUAUUAUCCUGUUCCAUGGAACUGCAGAUUAUUCCAUACCAUCAGAUGCCAGUAAGAAUUUUGCAGAGACCCUCCGGAGAGUUGGAGCUCAAUCUGAACUAAUACUAUAUGAAGGAAAAACUCACACAGAUUUGUUUAUUCAGGAUCCUAUGAGAGGUGGUCGGGAUGAGCUUCUCGAGGAUAUAGUUGCUGUCAUCCAUGCUGGUGAUGAAGAGGCCCUUGCCAAAGAUGUGAUUGCACCUCCUAGGAAACGUUUUGUUCCAGAUUUCAUGUUGGAGUUAGCUAGGAAAAUCAGCCCCUUCUAAGCAUUUCAGCUUUGGAGGUUGGUUUGGUUGGUUGCCUUAAAUGAAUGGCCCAAAGGCUCAUCCAUGUGUUGUUGUAAGUUCACUCUCUCCAUCUUUGUAAAAAAUAGCAGGCAUUAGGCAUU
Messenger RNA from Telopea speciosissima, 1566 nucleotides. Its product is annotated as probable isoprenylcysteine alpha-carbonyl methylesterase ICMEL1. The transcript has 11 exons. The record is from RefSeq and is a predicted model, not a curated record. The coding region runs from base 38 to 1444 and encodes 468 amino acids. NCBI's taxonomy places the organism in Eukaryota, Viridiplantae, Streptophyta, Magnoliopsida, Proteales, Proteaceae.